CACUUCAGACUUUCACUCUUCAGCUUUGAAUAGUUCGGUUCAGGCAGCAAAAUGGAAAUGCAGAGCAGAGGCAUGGAGCUGGUACGAACACGAACUCAAGGUCUUUAUCAACAACUAUUUAUUCAGCAGUACAUACUAUUUACAAAUUGAAUUGCGCAUACACGAGAUUAGCUUUUGAUCCAUGCUUUUAUCAGUGGCUUAAUUCAAGAAAUCGUGUGAUCCCUCAUUCAGAAAUGCUUCAAUAGCUUUCAUUAUAGUUGAAGUGAGUAAAGAUCACUUCUUUCUUGUAUGUAAUUUGUGGGUUGGCUGUUUCGAGGCAAAAUAUCAUUGAAAGGGGUAGUCUUGAACCAGUUGGAAAUUCUGAUAGAACUGAUAUGCCCGAGUUAAAUUGCUAGACUUGGAGGUCUAAAUUGUUUGUGGGUUUUCAAGAAGUUUGGUCGAUCGGUUCUGCGGGUGUGGGGAAGUUACUAUGGAUGUGCAUUUGAAGAAUUUGUUUACUAGAUAUCAAGAACAAUUUGGGUGUGGCCCAGGACUUGGUCCUGGAUCAGGAACAUGUUUGUUGAAGGUGGAUGGCAUUACUCCACCUUUUAUUAAGUCUCUGUACAGAACCGCCGCUGCUUUGUACAGGACUGAUCCAUGGAAGUGGUUGCGCCCAGAGCAUUUGUUUGGUAUAAAGGUGGGGAAGGAUUCAGACUGGUCUAGCAGAAAACAGCCAUUUCCUUGUGUUCAGUUUAUUGGUGGGAAUGGUGGGGAUAUAGGGAUUUACAUGUUCAGGGCUCAUGAUGAUGCAAAAAAAAUGACUGCUUCUAGGGAGACUAUUCGAGUUCCAAACACUGAGCUUUUGAGGGUGACUUAUGAGCUGGAGUCAAUCGUGUUCCCUUCAAAUAAGAGAAUGAUAAAGUCAUUAGCUUUGGAGGUCUCGGGGACUGAUCGAUUUCCGGUUAUUGACGUUGUUCGCUGCACGUCAUCUGUUGAACUUCAGUUCAGAAAUCCUACUCUUGAAGAGCUUAAGUUUGCGUAUGCUGUUUUAAGAGCCAUUCCUUUAGUGCAUCCUCUCCUUAGGCAAGAUUAUGAUGCAGCACCAAAGUGGUCUCGAAUGAUGUACUUUGAAUCAUUUAUUGAAACAGUUGAUGUCCAAUGGCCCCUGGAAAUGGCAAGAGGGAAUGAUCUUGUUGCUGUUACAGUUUCACACCCUCCUGGCCACAGGUAUGAGGAACAGAAUAGCUCAACGGCCAGCUCAACUCCUACCAAGCUCUCAGAACCAUCUAAGGAGGAGACUUUAGUUGAUAUGGACUCAGUGGGCAGCUUCAGACUGUGCAUGAUGUGUGAGAAAGAGAUUAGUGGUGAGCAAUCAAUUUGUUGUGGCCGCUGUGGUGCAAUAGUGUAUUGUAGUUCUCUCUGCCAGCAUCAAGACUGGAAUGUUGCACAUAAGGAUACAUGCGCUCUGUGCAAGGCCAUGAUGGAAAGAGAAGAAGAGCUGGCCAUGACAAUUUUUAUGUUCAAUUGUUCGGCGGAACAACCAUGUAAAUGGCUUGAAUCGUUGGGUGUACACCAGAAAGGCAUGUGGAAAAGAAAGUGUAAUUGCUUUUCCCGCUGGUUCUAUGGCUUACUUCCUAUUGAAGGUGACCUUCGUGAUUCAUGGGGUGACCUGGACGACGAUCAAUAUCCUCAUGAUUCACCCAUUGAUGAUUAUACAAGGGACGGUUUGUCAAGCGUAAUCCUCCUUUCUGGUUGGUCUGAGUAUUACAACCUUCGGUCUUUGCCCUUGUCAAGCCCUGUUGCUGACAUUCUCUCUCAUCCAUUGACAGUAUACUACGCAUUAACUGCUCUUAGUGUCAGUUCCAAAAACCUUUUACUGAAAGGCAAAGAGGUGAUUGUUCACUACCUUGGACCUAAAGGGGAGUUGGAUUGGAUGCCAGCGUUUGCGGAGAUCGGUCAUCUGCUCAAUGGUCUGGGCAGUAUACAGAUGUUUAUGAUUGGCCCUGAAGUACCAACAAAUUUAUCUGGGACAACAUCUGGAGUAAGCAGCAGAGUCAGGAUCAAUUUUGUAAGAGGUAUUUAUCAAGAGGAAGUUGCUUACCUUCCUAGUCCGCAAGUUAUCUUGGCUUUAAAUUGUGAGUUGGAGACCAAUGCAAGUUGGGUUGGAGCACUUGACUUGAUAAAUUUGAGGGAACAUCCAGCCUUCUUCUCUUGUCAGUCUGAGAUUUCAAGCUCAAGUGCCAAACAAGUUCUUCGUAGUGCAGGCUUGCAUAUUAGCUAUCCUAUGACACCAAAUCCUUUCAGGUCUCCAGUUAGGAAUUAUGGGCCUUCUAGCAAUUUUCCAUCCUAUAGCAAUGGUUUUCUGCUAGGAGUAAAUACCUGAUCCACAAUUUAUCAGAGAGUACUAACCUGGAAUUAUGGUUUUGCUGUCAUGCCGCAACUUAAUAAAUUCUUGUGGAAGAGAAACACUGAUGAGUAAUCUAAUCACGUUUAGGACAUGUACUGAUUUGUUGUUAUAAUUUUUCUAUUUUUGGCUGUUUUUGCUUGGCCGCAGCUGCUGUAUUUAAUCAACGUUGCAGCCAAUUAUUCAUCUCAGCAAGAUCUUGUCCUUUGUGUAGUUAAUAUGUUGUUGAAGCUCGAAACACCAGUAGUUCUUGGA
This is a messenger RNA of Coffea eugenioides, 2638 nucleotides long. RefSeq names its product zinc finger MYND domain-containing protein 15-like. The record is from RefSeq and is a predicted model, not a curated record. The coding region runs from base 470 to 2362 and encodes 630 amino acids. NCBI's taxonomy places the organism in Eukaryota, Viridiplantae, Streptophyta, Magnoliopsida, Gentianales, Rubiaceae. The transcript has a single exon.